Parastagonospora nodorum SN15 is the source of this 2874-nucleotide messenger RNA. RefSeq lists its product as hypothetical. Gene Ontology annotation, biological process: mitotic DNA replication; double-strand break repair via break-induced replication; DNA replication initiation. The record is from RefSeq and is a predicted model, not a curated record. The coding region runs from base 1 to 2874 and encodes 957 amino acids. Gene Ontology annotation, cellular component: MCM complex; nucleus. The transcript has 3 exons. Gene Ontology annotation, molecular function: ATP binding; single-stranded 3'-5' DNA helicase activity; single-stranded DNA binding. NCBI's taxonomy places the organism in Eukaryota, Fungi, Ascomycota, Dothideomycetes, Pleosporales, Phaeosphaeriaceae.
AUGUCAUCUCUACUAGAUGCUGUCCUCAACUCGGAUGCGGCACCGACGCCCUCGAGCGAUGCGGGCAUUCCUGGACGCACACCGCGAAUGCGCUCUUCGUCUGCCAGACCUCGCGGGCCUCCUUCAGAGAGCAAUGGCGCAAACAGCGACGUUGAAGGAUUUCCAGAUGACGAAGUCGUAGGUGCGAGGGUACCAGGCAGACGGACUAACGGACCUCGAACCGACGUACCUAGGGUUGUCGAUGUGACGGCAGAGACGCUGUCACUUCGGUUCCAAGAGUUUCUGGAGACAUUCACAGAGGAGAUACCGUCAUCAGCACUACCCGCUUCGAGCAUUCAAACCACCGACAAGUACUACAUUGCGCAGGUCAGGGGCAUGAGGCUCUGGGGCCUGUCUACACUCUACGUCGAUUACACACACCUCGAUAGCCACGAAGAUGGUGUUUUGGCCAAAGCAAUUGCCAGCGAAUACUAUCGCUUCCUGCCUUACAUGACCAGAGCUCUCCACAACGUCAUUGCAAAGUACGAGCCGGUAUACUUCCGCCAGCAUCGCCAGCCGACGUCGACCAUCUCAGGAACAGAUGCUUCCAACGCUGGCAAUUCCGCAAACGACAACCAAAACGAUCAGACCUCGAACCAGCAGACAGACAAAGUGUUCACACUGGCUUUCUACAAUCUGCCCCUCAUCUCCCGCAUUCGCCAGCUACGAACAACUUCCAUUGGGCAGUUGUUGUCAAUAUCAGGAACUGCCACUCGCACUUCCGAAGUCAGGCCUGAGUUGUCAAUGGCUACCUUCAUUUGCGAAGCCUGCAACACUGUUGUACCCAACAUCGAACAGACUUUCAAGUACACGGAACCGACACAAUGCCCAAACAGCACAUGUAUGAACAGGGAGGGUUGGCGCCUGGAUAUCAGACAAUCCACUUUCGUCGACUGGCAGAAAGUUCGCAUACAGGAGAAUAGUUCGGAGAUUCCCACAGGAAGCAUGCCACGCACAAUGGAUGUUAUUCUCAGAGGAGAGAUGGUCGAUCGCGCCAAAGCCGGUGAAAAAUGCAUCUUCACAGGCACCGUUAUUGUCAUACCAGACGUCAGCCAAUUCCGUGUUCCAGGUGUCCGGCCACAAGCCAUGAGAGAUACGUCAAACGCUAGCCGUGGCAAUGAUGCGGGUGGCACUGGUGUGAGCGGUCUCAAAGCCCUUGGUGUUCGCGAUCUCACCUACCGCAUGUCGUUCCUCGCAUGCAUGCUCUCACCAGACAAUUCUACCCCGGGUCAACCAUCGAACCACCAUCUGACUGGGCAAGCUACCAACAUUAUCAGUUCCCUUGGCCAAGGUCAGCUUGAGCAGAAUCCGGCCAGCGGUGAGCUGGCUCAGGAGGAGUACCUUGGUACUCUCACUGCAUCGGAGAUUCAAGACCUGAAGGAUAUGGUGCACAAGCCCAACAUCUUCAUGCGGCUUGUUGACUCGAUCGCACCAAUGGUGUACGGCCACCAAGUUAUCAAGAAAGGUCUACUACUUCAACUUAUGGGCGGUGUAUCAAAGGAAACGCCAGAGGGCAUGGCUCUUCGUGGUGACAUCAACAUCUGUAUUGUUGGCGAUCCUUCGACCUCCAAGUCUCAAUUUCUCAAAUACAUCUGCAGCUUCUUGCCUCGUGCAGUAUACACGUCUGGUAAGGCUUCUUCGGCUGCUGGUCUCACCGCAGCUGUUGUUAAAGAUGAGGAGACUGGCGAGUUCACCAUCGAGGCUGGUGCGCUCAUGCUUGCUGACAAUGGUAUUUGUGCCAUCGAUGAAUUUGACAAGAUGGACAUUGCGGAUCAGGUUGCUAUCCACGAAGCCAUGGAACAGCAGACAAUUUCGAUCGCCAAAGCUGGUAUCCAGGCCACACUCAAUGCGCGCACAUCGAUCCUGGCAGCAGCCAACCCAGUCGGUGGCCGCUAUAACCGUAAAACAACGCUUCGCGCCAACGUCAACAUGUCCGCACCCAUCAUGUCGCGUUUCGAUCUUUUCUUCGUCGUCUUAGACGAGUGCGACGAGUCUGUCGAUCGCCACCUUGCUGAGCACAUUGUUUCGAUCCACAAAGACCGUGAUGAAGCGGUGACACCAGAGUACAGUACUGAGCAGUUACAACGGUACAUCCGCUUCGCCAAAACGUUCCGUCCAGAGUUCUCAGAUGAGGCGAGGGAGACUUUGGUGGAGAAGUACAAGGAGUUGAGGGCGGACGAUGCGCAGGGUGGCAUCGGACGCAACAGCUACCGAAUCACUGUUCGACAGCUUGAAAGUAUGAUUCGUCUUUCAGAAGCCAUCGCAAAGGCCAACUGUGUCAACGACAUCACCCCAGACUUUGUCAAAGAAGCUUACAACCUCCUCCGUCAAUCAAUCAUCUCUGUCGAGAAGGAUGACAUUGAGGUCGAGGAUGAAGACGAUGAAGCGGUCCUAGCUGCUGCCGCAGCUGCUGAAGCCCAAGACGGCGACGGUGGGGCAAUGGACGAGGACCAGCAAGAUGCUUCACGAGCGCGCACAGCGACGCCUGCUGUUGCACCUCGCGAAAAGACCAAGAUCACACACGACAAAUAUGUUGCCAUGCGCAACAUGUUUGUCAAGCGCAUUAGCGAAGACCAAGAUGAGACACAAGAUGGUGUUGAUGAGGAGGAGCUUCUCGUCUGGUAUCUUGAGCAGAAAGAAGCUCAGCUGGAGACUCAGGAGGAUAUGGAGGCGGAGAGAGCACUGGCGAAGAAGGUGCUCAAGAAGAUUGUAAAGGAACAAUUCUUGAUGCUUAUCCGUGGAGAGGGUCUCGCAGACGAUCAGGGCGAGACCAUCCCGAGUGACAAGGUCAUGUAUGUGUUGCAUCCUAACUGUCCGGUUGACGACAUGAUUUAA